Molecule: messenger RNA, 1369 nt
Organism: Fukomys damarensis (Damara mole-rat)
Lineage: Eukaryota; Metazoa; Chordata; Mammalia; Rodentia; Bathyergidae
Product: C-type lectin domain family 2 member L
Exons: 5
Coding region: 381-773 (130 amino acids)
Source: RefSeq, a predicted model, not a curated record
UUCUUUUGCUGGCUGAGGUGGGGCGGUGGGGAGGUCCCCAAGGGGUUCUUCCUUUCAAGAUCAGGUCCCAUUUGUCCCUUUGCACUGGCUCAGGGAACGGCUGGCUGGCCAGGGGGCAGCACCCACAGUGGGAGUGGAUUUCAAGUUCGUGAGUUCGUUCAGGAAACUUGCAUUGGCUUUAGAAAUGCUGGAGGGGACAAGAGAGAGAGGGCUCACCGCACUCUAAGGGUGCUCCUGGGCACCCCAAGUCCGGAGGCAGAGGGGACCUGGCAGCAUUCACUAAGAAGGGGUGUCUUCCUGGAAGGCUUCUUGGAGUAGAUACUACCACGCGACUCCUGCUGGGGGCCAUUGCGGUCCUGCUGUUCGCCAUCCUGGUGGUGAUGAGCAUCUUGGCCUCCAAGGGCUGUAUCAAGUGCGAGGCACCCUGCCCAGAGGACUGGCUGCUCUAUGGAAGGAAGUGCUACUUCUUUUCUGAGGAACCGAGAGACUGGAACACGGGCAGACAGUAUUGCCACACCCAUGAGGCUGCGCUGGCUGUGAUCCAGAGCCAGAAGGAGCUGGAAUUUAUGUUCAAGUUCACGCGGAGGGAGCCCUGGAUUGGUCUGCGCAGAGUUGGGGAUGAAUUCCACUGGGUCAAUGGGGACCCGUUUGACCCAGACACAUUCACCAUCUCAGGCCCAGGCGAGUGUGUCUUCGUGGAGCCCACCAGGCUAGUGUCGACGGAGUGUCUGACGACCCGGCCCUGGGUGUGCAGCAAGAUGGCCUACACGUGACAGGGAAAGGCCAGAAGUGGAGGGAGGCAUCUGCUCCGAGACCAGCCUCCAGCGGAGCUGCCUGUCCUCUCCUGGGGGAAGAGGUCGGUGGGAGCACCUGUCCCUGUCCUGUGCCCUUUCAGGCUCUAAAGCUCCUGAAUCCCUGGUUCCUGGCCUCCUUGUCCCCAGGCAGGUCCUGCGGCUCAGCAGUUGAAUCCCAUAUGUUAAGUAGCGUGGCCAUCUUUCCCCCAUACACAAAGGAACGCACAUACAUGCACAAGCACACACAUGCAGUCCCUUCCAAACAGCGUCCCUCAGCCGACCCGCAAGGCCUUCCCCAGACCUGCCUGGAACCCUCCCACCCCUGGUGCUGUGGGGAAGGCUGGUGGCUGGCAGGGCAUCCGACUAUCACCUGUCAUGGGCUCUGCAGGCUUGCCAUUCUCCAGAGUGCUGGGGGUGGCAGGUGGCAGGUGUCCCCUCACCUCGGCCAGCCCUGCCCAGGGUUUGGAGGCCCUGAGUCCACCCUCUUUGCCUUCCCGGGGUCCCUGGGCAGGGCCCCCAGCUGUGUCCGUGGUGCUGUUGUAUUGGUCACUAACGGAAUAAAGAGAUGACUGGCA